Messenger RNA from Glossina fuscipes, 1536 nucleotides. RefSeq lists its product as uncharacterized. The transcript is spliced from 5 exons. Lineage: Eukaryota; Metazoa; Arthropoda; Insecta; Diptera; Glossinidae. The coding region runs from base 715 to 1536 and encodes 273 amino acids. The record is from RefSeq and is a predicted model, not a curated record.
CAUAAUGACUGGAUUAGCAUAUUGCGCUAUUGUAGGCAAUGUUCAUGUAAUACUGUUUAAUUUGUGUUAUUAAAAGAAAGUUUUGAAAAAUGAACACAACAGUAGAAACUACAUAAGCAUUAAUGAAAUGAAAACUUAAUAAAGCGAAAAGCUUGUUCGGAUGAUUUUUUAAAGCAAAAGAUAACAAGAAGAAAAAGCAAUUUUUCGGAAGGAGGCUGUUUAAAUUACUUCUGGCCUUCCUGGUUGAACAGAAAAAAAGAAGACAAGCAGACGGAGAGGCAAGCUUAGAUCGUUGGAAAAACUGAUUCUGAUUUAAUCGGUAUUAUAUAAUUAUAAGGUGGGUCUACUUGAAGUCUUUCUACGCGUUGCAUAUAUCCGCACAAGCACCAGACAGAUAGUGUCGGGUAUAACAGAAACGGUAAAAAACUUAUCUAAAAAGCGGUGUGAGUGCCUAUACGCUUGAAUUUGUAGUAGGUGUGACUUCAGCUCCAGAACAAGUCUAUGAUGACUAACAAUGAAAUAUUCUAACGCUAACACAACAACAACAAUUUAAAAUUUGAAAACUUCUUAGGCGCUUAAUAAAUUUCACUGAACUAAAGUUAAUGUAUUAAUAAUGAUUAUUAAAACUUAGUUAAGAUAUUUUAAGACGAAAAGAAAAAAAAAAUGAUGGGAAAGUAACAAAUAAAAAGGCAUCAAUUUCGCUUAAGGGCAUGGAUGGACAGCUUUUCUCAUCAACGGACCAAUUUUGGUUUUCGUAUCAUGGCAGAUUGGACAGAACGGAUUGGAUGGAUCAACAAAAAGGAAGAACGCAAAGCCAAUGGACGUUUGGUAGCAGUAAUAUUAGCUUCAUUGGUAAUAUUUUUAGCAAUAUAUCAUGCCUGGAUACGUAAGUCCGGCUUAUUAGCUGGCAUAUUGGUGCCUGCCGUCAUAAUGAUUUCUUUUGGCGGCUGGGUAGUUGUCUUAACUAAACGCGAUAAAGCAAGACGUGCUUUAUUUGAGAAAUAUCUAGAAGAAGUUGCUAUGAAAAAUAAACGAGAAUUGGAAGCUAAAGCUAAAUUAAAACAAUUUAAAAAAACCGGCGAUAAACGUAGACUAUCCAAAGAUACAAUAUCGCUACAUUACGAAAACGAAUUGAAUAAAGAAAAAUCCAAUAAUAAUACAUUAUUGCAGCCACUUGAAUUUGCAAAUAUUGUCGUUACAAGUGCUACACGGCAUGAGCAUCCUAAACAUCGUAAACACCGAGAGCAGUUACUGUUGGGUCAAAAUGCUGCUAAGGCUUCUCAUUAUGCAACGAAAGAUUUGCGUUUCAAAAGACCCAGUUUACGACAGAAAUUAUUCGGUUCAAAGGGAGUAUAUCAAAUGCAGCAGCAACAAAAGCAACAGCAACAACAGAGUCGAAAAAUAUCAUUUACGAUAUCAAAGACGAAAAAUCAACAAAAUGAUCCGAAAACGUUGACGCAAUUAAAACGUAAACGUUUACAACGUCACAAUGCCCUAAUUGUACCGACCAUGGUACGCACAAGUUCUGCCCCAUGA